GGCCGAUGAAAGCAAAACCCUAAUUGGCGCAAGACUUCUACUGCUUCCUCAACUUUGCUAGGAGGUGAGCCAGAGAGACGCUGGAGCGGCAGCUUCUUCGGUUCCAGGAUGGUGAGAAUCAGUGUACUGAAUGAUGCUCUUAAGAGCAUGUACAAUGCGGAGAAGAGGGGGAAGAGACAAGUCAUGAUAAGGCCUUCUUCUAAAGUGAUCGUCAAGUUUCUUCUUGUCAUGCAAAAGCACGGCUACAUCGGCGAGUUUGAGUAUGUUGAUGAUCACAGGGCCGGUAAGAUUGUCGUUGAACUAAAUGGAAGGCUAAACAAGUGUGGAGUCAUCAGUCCUCGAUUUGAUGUCGGUGUGAAGGAGAUUGAAGGUUGGACCGCUCGUCUCCUUCCUUCCCGGCAGUUUGGUUACAUCGUUCUGACAACCUCGGCGGGCAUAAUGGACCACGAAGAAGCGAGGAGAAAGAACGUCGGAGGGAAGGUCCUCGGGUUCUUCUACUGAAAAAGCCGAUACUCUGUCUGCUCGUUGUAUUCUUCUUAUCCCUUUUUUUUUCGCAGGGAGGGUUUGGUUGAAGCCUCACUCUCGGAAAGUAAUGCCAUUUUGUUUGUUUUUGAAUGAUUGAUUAUUACCAUUUUUCAAUUUAGACAGACAAUUUCAAUUCAGUGAUCCAUCUCCGUUUUUAUCUUUUA
Tarenaya hassleriana is the source of this 689-nucleotide messenger RNA. RefSeq names its product 40S ribosomal protein S15a-1. The transcript has 4 exons. The coding region runs from base 109 to 501 and encodes 130 amino acids. Gene Ontology annotation, cellular component: cytosolic small ribosomal subunit; ribosome. The record is from RefSeq and is a predicted model, not a curated record. Lineage: Eukaryota; Viridiplantae; Streptophyta; Magnoliopsida; Brassicales; Cleomaceae. Gene Ontology annotation, biological process: translation. Gene Ontology annotation, molecular function: structural constituent of ribosome.